AAACUUUACUGUUGUAAAGUACCACAGCACGGAUACAUGCUAGAAAUUGAUUGUUGUGAGCAACAUAACAAUUUAGGAAUGAUUUCUAAAUUUUUACAUCCCAAUGCAAGGAAAUAAAAUGGAAGGUGGAAGGGAAAUUGAAUGGAAUUCAUUAUCUUAAUUAAUGAUUAGUGCUCCAUUAUUGCAUUUGCUUUACAGCCUAGCAACGCAAUAACACAUGGCUAAAAGCAAGUCAAGUCUAAAAGUAAAUAAUAAACAAUAAAAAGAUAAAGAAAAGAAAAAGCAAGAAUGCGUAGAAUACUCUCCUUAUCCCAUCAGCAGGUCACUUCCAAGCUGCUUUGGGCAGAGCCUGAUACAGGUUAAGUAUAAACAACCAUGGCUGGAUGCGGUAAUGAGUUUUAUACGCCCAAUGACUAACUUGGCCUAUGUUGGCCUUGGAAUAGUAAGAGCUUGAGCAUACCUUGACUUAUUUAACAUUAUUGGAUUGUAUACUUCACUAGCAUGCUCGUUUGGUCUUAGAUGCUUGUCCUGAACCCAUGUGUUUUAACCUCCCAUCUGGCUUGCACAAGGGUCAGCUCGGCCUAAAGUACCCAGCUUAUUAACAUCAUGUCAUAAGCAUUAUUUCUGAACUUUUUUUUAGAAAAAAGGGAGAUCCUCAUAACGCACCCUGAUUGAUGACAAUACAUGUGCCUCCAUCUUCUCAUCUCAUGCAAGUGAGCGUAGUAAGGGGUUAUUCUCCACUCUCUUGAAUCAACUACGAAGCCCCAGGCAUUGCCAUUUGUAAUAUUUUCGCGGUCUUAGUUUCUUCUUCAUCUAUAUUCUCUAUUCUCAAACUGAGACGGUAUACAUGUACCUCCAUCGAUCUCAUCUCAUGCAAACGAGCAUACUAAACAAUUAUUCCCCACUCUCCUGAGUCAUCUACCAAGCCCAAGCGUUGUUGCUUGUAAUAUUUUCUCCCAUCUUGGUUUCUUCUGUUUGUAUUCUCUAUUCUCAAAUUGAGUAUACAUGAGUCACGGACAGCACAUCUAUCUCAUCUCAUGCAAGCGAGUGCAGUAAGCGGUUAUUCCCCACUCUCUUGAAUCAACUACAAAGCCCAGGUGUUGCUGCUUGUAAUAUUUUUCUCCCAUUUUGGAGUCCUAGUUUCUUCUUAAUCUGUAUUCUCUAUUCUCAAAUUGAGGCAAUGGAAAAGGCGGCAGGUUCAGCUGCAAUCGAGGUCGGAAAGUGUGCAUGCCCUUAUCUUAAGGAAUAUGUGGGCUAUCUUAUGCAUUUUAAUGACAACGUUAAGGAUCUGAAAGACCACGUACAAGAUCUGGUGGCCAGGAAGGAGCGCAUAGAUCGAUUGGUAAGCCCGGACCACUCCAAUGGUGAAGAAGAAACCCCAGAAGUUAGGCUAUGGCUAACACGAGCUGCCCAAAUGAUACAAGAAGCAGUGACGAUACAGCAAAAAGUGGCAGAAAACAAGGGAUGUCUACAUUGUCUGAAUUUGAGAUGGCGUUACAGUAUAAGCAAGCAGGCGAAACAGAUGACGGAGAGCAUUGUUAGGCACUAUGAUGAUGGGAAUCCCGAGAAGAUGAAGAUGACAAUGCCCCCAUCCCUUCUGACCGUCAUAAACGAGGAAGCUCCAUCAAUCCAAGGUCUACCAUCAGUAGAAUCAUCUCUCCAAGAAGUCAUGAGUGCUUUACGUGAUGAAAAUACCAAAAUAAUUGGAGUAUGGGGCAUGGGUGGUGUGGGCAAAACUACCCUCGUGAAAAAUGUGAACAAUAGGUUAGAUGGGACACAAGAAUUCAAUAAAGUCAUAAUGGUGACUGUUUCAGAGGACGUGGACAUCCAAAGGAUCCAGGGCGACAUUGCAAAGAGAUUGGGUUUCACACUCCAGGAUGAGACCGAGUCCUCGCGAGCAAGUGAUCUGAGGAAUAGAUUGAUGCAAGAGAAGAAAUUUCUCAUCAUAUUGGAUGAUUUGUGGGAGCGACUUGAUUUGGCUGCCGUGGGAAUUCCCUCUACUAACAGCCUUGAAGGUUGUAAGAUCAUAUUCACAACACGGAAUAAAGAUGUGUGCAAAGGAAUGGAAAGCCAAGUCGACAUUCAAGUAAAAGUGCUCUCAGAUGAGGAAUCGUGGAAACUAUUCAAAGAUAAAGCAGGUGUCAUUGUUGAUGAUCCUUCCUUUCAUACCAAGGCAAGGGAGGUAUUCAAGGAAUGCGCCGGUCUUCCACUUGCAAUUAUAACAUUAGGAAGGGCACUGAGAGGUGAAAGAGAUCCUAGAGUGUGGGAUAACGCACUAUCACAGCUGAAGAAGUCUGCACCAAGAAAUAUCAAAGAAAUGGAGAAAGGAGUGUACCAGUCUAUCAAAAUCAGCUAUGAACGUUUGCAAGCUGAGCUGAAACUAGGGUUCUUGUUUUGCUCCCUGUUUCCUGAAGAUUUUGAUAUUCAUGUAGACAGGAUGAUUAGCUUCUGGAAUGGUGAAGGCUUUUUGGAAGAUGUUGAAAGUUUGGAGGAAGCACUAAAUAAAGGGCACGCUUUGGUUGAAGAACUCAAAUCUUCUUGUUUGUUAUUAGCAGGUGAAAAGGAAGGGUAUGUAAAGAUGCACGACAUUGUUAGGGAUGUUGCCAUUUGGAUUUCGUCAGAAGAAUGCGAGGACUGCAAAUCUUUUGUGAGAAUUGGAUCGAAAGGUUUGCCACAGGGGAAAAGUUGGGAGGAAUACCAGAGGAUUUCUCUCUGGCGAUGUGGAAUUAAUAAACUGCCAGAAGGGAUGCAUUGUCCUAAAUUGGUGACAUUGAUGAUGCCGGGAAAUAAGCAGCUGACUGAAAUUCAAGGUUGGUUUUGGGAAGCAACUAAAGCCCUUCGGGUUCUGGAUCUAAGCAGAACAGCUAUCAGUAAGAUACCAGUACUGUCAAACCUGGUGAAUUUACGGGUGCUUUGCCUGAGGAGCUGCAUGUUUGAAGAAGGGAAUUGUUUGUCAGCACUUGGGGGACUGAAGCAGCUUGAAUUUCUCGAUCUGUCAUUUAACAAAUGGUUAUGCGAGUUGCCAAAUGAAAUUGGAGAAUUGGUCAAUCUGCGGAGCUUGGACUUAACAGAUACUGUUCAUCUUAAAAUUGUUCCAAGUGGUGUUAUAUCAAGGUUGACUCUCCUGGAAGAAUUGAAGAUGUGGAAUAGUUUCGACGAGUGGAAGGCUGAAGAAAAAGAUGCAAGCAGCAGCAGCAGUAGCAACGCCUGUUUGAGUGAAGUGGUAUCUUUGAAAGAGUUAUCUAAUUUACAUCUCUGUAUUGUGCAAGUGGAACGUUUGCCACGAGACUAUCCUCUGAUUAAACAUCUGACAAAGUUGAAGAAAUUUUGCUUCUGCAUAUGCACAAGGCCUGAUGAUGAUGAUGAUGAUGAUGUUUUAUACUUCAAUCGUCCUGAAUCGAACCCUGAUGAGUUGAACACUGAUGAGUUGAGAUAUAUGGAGAUUGUUGGUUGUAGUCUCAUCCCCGAAUGGGCUCUAAUGCUUUUACCACAGACCACUCAUUUAAAGUUGAGAGAAUGCAAGGGUCAAGAGGCACUUAAUCGCGGUGGAGGAUUCUCAAGUUUGAAAUCUCUUACAGUUUAUGGAUGUGAUGACGUGGAAUUUGUUGUCAGUGCAAAGGAGUCUCCUAAAAAUGCAUUCGGUAAUCUACAGAGUUUAGAGUUAAGAAAGCUGCCAAAUCUAAAGAAAGUCGUGACUAAGUAUGAAGAGGGAUUGCUUCCCACCUUUUUAUUUCAUAACCUUAAGGAGGUGGUAGUGAAUGGAUGUCCUGAACUAAAGCAUCUACUCCCAUCCUUUUUAUUGCAAGGAAUGGAUAAUUUAACCGAUGUCAGAGUGUCUGAUUGUGGAGGAAUGGAGCAUUUAUUUGAUGGACCACCCACAGUGGAGCAACGCAAUGAUGUGCUCUCCAAACUCGAAACCUUAGAUCUUGUUUAUCUCACGAGCAUGACAAGUAUUUGGCCAAUGGGGUUAGUGGUUAAGCUCCAAAAUCUCGCUACUCUGGAGGUUUGGGAUUGCCGUGGCUUGAAGAAAAGUGUUAUGUCUGCGAUGCAGAUGAAUGGUGGGCUCCCUAACCUUUAUGAGCUCAUUGUGAAUGAUUGCGAAGGAGUGGAGGAGAUCAUUUCAGAUGUGGUGGAUAAUGAGGGUCUCCUACCUAAACUAAGAAUUCUAAAUUUAAGUGAUCUACCGAAAUUGGUGCGCAUAUGUGGAGGAGAGGCUGAUCCCCUGCUGCAACUGGACUGGAAUUCACUAGAAGUAAUACAAGUGUUGAGAUGUGGAGGAAUGGAGCAUGAAUUUGAUGGACCGCCCAAUGAUGUGUUCUUCAAAAUCAAAACCUCGAAUCUUAAAGAUCUCCAUAACCUGACCACUCUCGUGCUUCGGAGGUGCCAUUUCUUUAAGAAGACCAUUAUGUCGUCCGUUCAAAUGAAGGGUGGGCUCCCUAAUCUCGUCAACCUCACCGUGGAUGAUUGCGGAGGAGUAGAAGAGAUCAUUUCAGAUGUGGUGGAUAAUGAGGGUCUCCUACCUAAACUAGAAAAUCUGACAUUAUCCUCUCUACCGGAAUUGGUGCGAAUCUAUGGAGGAGGGGAGGCUGUUCCACCACCGCAAUUGGAUUGGCAUUCGUUGAAAACAGUUGAGGUGUAUAGAUGUCCCAAGCUUAAAAAGGUGCAGCCUGUGCAAGGUGGGACCAACAGUGUGCCGUCGCUUAAAGAGAUAAAGGGAGAAAGGAAUUGGUGGGAGGGGUUAGAUUGGGAAGGAGACGACAGAGUCAUCUCCCAAUUCCUUGCCCUGUUUAAAGAGGUACUGCCGUAUGAUGAAGAUGAGUGGUGGAAGAUAAAAAGGUACCGAGAAAUUGUACACUUGUGGCAUACACAUAAGAAAGUUAAAAACGGAUCCCAGUUUGCAUGUAUCACCAAUCAAAAAUUACAUUUGAUUGAUCAUCUAACAGUCACAUUGGCUCCAACAAAUGGAACCCAAGGGGCCAGUUUCGAAUCUAUGCAUUCUUCGACAGUGGUUGAAGGCCCAGGGCCUAUUGUGCAACUAAAAUUCCAUUCCAUUUGUAAUAGUCCCAAGUGGAUUCCAUAUGACUGAUUCAUAUCACUCUUGUGAAUUCCAUAUCAUUCUUACUUGGCAUGUUUAGAGAGAAAGAAGUAAUUGCAUUGUUUCCAAGAAAUCUCUCUCAAAGGAAAGUAUUCUGAGAAGGAUUCUUCAUCAUAUUAGUAGUACGGCUAUUUUCAUUAUUAACCCAAUGAUUGCAAAUUAGUCUCUGUGCACUCUUUGUGUAACUUGGUACCUCCUCACCUCUUAUACUCAUUUUCAAGUGUCUUUUGCUCUACAGAGACAGGGUAGUGAAGCCCCUUCAACCCCAUGCUGGGGAUUGUAUAUAUAAUGUUACUCUUUGAGAUUCUAGGAUUGGUUGUGUGCGCCUUUUCUCCACUGGAGAGGCUCUCUAGGAUGCUUGUGUCCAUAAAGGGUCGUGCAAGCAUAGUAGACCAUAGUAUUAGAAUUCUCCUUUUGGGUUUCUCUAACAUCUGCUUUGUGGUCUCUUCAGGUAUUUUUGUUAUUGAAGUUUAUAAUAUGAAGACGCUUUCUACCACUCAAUACUCAGACUGUUCCUCUUGGAAAAUACAGCUCUUCACUCGCCAUUUAAAUUCAAUAUCAAUUGCCUAGGUAUCAUAUCAAGAAUUAUUGAUUCAAGAAAGAAGAAAAUAAUUGAAAAUAUUAGUUAUGUUCCUUUAUCCACUCCCCUUAUCUGUUUUUAUCAAUUGCUUGAGAUGCUAAGCAUUCUCCAUGGACGAGAGUCCUUCCAGUUUGAGGAUUGCUUUUGUAGGCUUCUAAUGUUAUGCUUUUCCUGGCUCGAGUGGGGGCUCUCUCUCAUUAGGCCAGCAUAUGGGCUUUUUUCUCUUUUCCAGGUCUAAGAUGUGGGCGUUUUAGUGUGUAUGUUUUUCUUUUCUCCUGGCUUGAGAUGUGGGCUGCUAUCUUUUGUCUUUUGUUCUCCUUUCUUGUAAUCUUCUUUACUUUGGCCAGUCUAGAUGAUAAUAUAAUUUCUUUCUU
This is a messenger RNA of Magnolia sinica, 6049 nucleotides long. RefSeq names its product disease resistance protein At4g27190-like. NCBI's taxonomy places the organism in Eukaryota, Viridiplantae, Streptophyta, Magnoliopsida, Magnoliales, Magnoliaceae. The transcript has 5 exons. The coding region runs from base 1181 to 5086 and encodes 1301 amino acids. The record is from RefSeq and is a predicted model, not a curated record. Gene Ontology annotation, molecular function: protein binding; ADP binding.